AUGCCCGCAAUCGGUGACCAGCAUCGACUUAGACCAGGGGAAAAUCCUGCGAUCUCCGCGAAUCCAUAUUUACAAGAAACUCGACGGACCGAUGAAUAUUCUUCUGAUGAGGUUGCCUCACUGAAAGAACGGCUAAACAAACGAUUGGGCCCAGAAUUUAUCUCAUCCAGGCCUUCGGGAGGAGGGAAGGUACAUUAUAUCACUGCAGAUAAGUGUAUCAACCUUGCGAAUGAACUCUUCGGGUUCAACGGGUGGUCGAGUUCGAUACAGAAUAUAACACAAGAUUUUGAUAUAGGAUAUGGCCACAUAGAAAACUGCAAAGGAAAAGCUGCUGCCUUUGAAAAGGCCAAAAAGGAAGGAACCACAGACGCUUUGAAGCGUACCCUGAGAACAUUCGGUAACGUACUCGGGAACUGCAUAUACGACAAAGAAUACCUCUCUAAAGUGGUAAAAAUCAAAGCAACGCCCGUGAAAUUUGAUGUCGAUAACCUUCACCGUCAUGUGGAUUUUGUUCCUCCGAAGAUACCACCAACAUCAUCUACUUCCAGAAUUGUAAAGCAUGAACCUCAGAAUAAUGGCCAAUCUAGCCUCCCUGCGCGGGUUCCUGAUAUUAUUGCAGAUGAUUCUCUUGCCUUUGAAUUUGAAGGAGAGUUUGGAAGUGAUGUAUUUGAUGAAGCAGACUUUGCAGAGCAUACUUCAUUACACCCGGAUGAGGUGGCUUUGGAAGAGCCCGGCCAUACAGCACGACCUGCUGCACAACAUGGGCCAUCAGCAUCUCGCCAGCCUGCAACGACUGGAAACUUUACGCAUACAAACAAAACGCCAGUCUCAGCUAACGCUAGAAAUACCACAGCCUCUGGCUCAGCCAAUGGUGCUACCCCACUAAACGGCCUAACGGCUGAUAGACCCAAUGGGGCCAAUAUGAAUUCAUCGGAUAGGAAUAAUACAACUGCACCGAAGACCCCAGUCCCGGGCAAAUUCGCACAAGAGAGAUAUAAUGAUCUCAAACAACCCCCGGGAAAGCAGGCUAUGCAGUCAAAUGGUUCCCUGUUUACGCAUCCUGCUGAUCAAAACCGCCCAAAAUCCGAUGCUAUCUCAAAUAAUGAUGGGUACAGGUCCCCCACCGCACAAGUUAGUGAGGACAAGCUACCAGAGGAUCAUGUAGUCGGGUUUUUCUCUGCCCGGGCUGCGGAAGCUUUGAUUAACGACCCUUACACCGCUGCAAAAUCAGCUCCAGCAUUUGAUCCUCAGUUUGAUAGCCCUUCAAUACGCAAAACCGCUGGUAUUGAUCAUACUAGUUCUUCGCCUAUUGUUAGAAAAUCACUCCAAGCCUUACAACAACAAUCCGCGAAGGCCCCUCUCCCAGGUGCUAGACCAGUUGUAUCGACUUUCAGUCAUGGGCCCAAUACGGGACCUGCCGGUAGGCCUCCUAUGACAUCCUCCUACCGGCCCCCAAUGAGACGAUCCAUGGCAGCAGCGAACAAUAGCAGUACAAAUAACCCCUCCAAUAUGCCACCACCCUUGAAAAACAACAAUAACUACGGCAACACUGUUCCUCAACAAAAUGAGCAUGGAAAAAGGCCACCAUUAACAGACACAACAAAUGUUGUGCCUGGGAAUGAGUGGUCAAAGAAUCAGCCGGAUGUGACAAAAAGGACAAGGAUUGAGGACUCCAAUAUUCCCAAAUUAAACCCGCAAGGCUAA
Messenger RNA from Microsporum canis CBS 113480, 1704 nucleotides. Its product is annotated as RAD52 DNA repair protein RADC. The transcript is spliced from 5 exons. Gene Ontology annotation, cellular component: nucleus. The record is from RefSeq and is a predicted model, not a curated record. Gene Ontology annotation, biological process: double-strand break repair via single-strand annealing; double-strand break repair via homologous recombination; mitotic recombination. The coding region runs from base 1 to 1704 and encodes 567 amino acids. Lineage: Eukaryota; Fungi; Ascomycota; Eurotiomycetes; Onygenales; Arthrodermataceae.